Cynara cardunculus var. scolymus (artichoke) is the source of this 1484-nucleotide messenger RNA. Its product is annotated as protein PAIR1. The record is from RefSeq and is a predicted model, not a curated record. The transcript has 12 exons. Lineage: Eukaryota; Viridiplantae; Streptophyta; Magnoliopsida; Asterales; Asteraceae. The coding region runs from base 100 to 1302 and encodes 400 amino acids. Gene Ontology annotation, biological process: microsporogenesis; meiotic DNA double-strand break formation; chromosome organization involved in meiotic cell cycle. Gene Ontology annotation, cellular component: nucleus.
AAUCAAAAACUGCUCGAUAACUUUCCACGAAUUCAGAAUGCAUUUCCGUUAAGGGACCAGCUGGUUAGAUUUUUCAGCAACUGACUUGAAAUCAAGAGGAUGAAGAUCAAUAAGGCCUGUGAUCUCAGCUCGAUUUCUGUUCUUCCUCCUCAAUCAAGAAGGAGAUCAGGCAUCUCAAGUAGUGUGCCAGAGAUGUCUUCGACUUUUAGGCACAACCAAGGACCAUCACAACAGCAGCAGCAACGGUCGCAGCAAUCACUUUCUCAGGGGUUUUCAUCUCAGCAUCAUGCCAUUUUCUCUCAGUUCUCACAGAAUUCUCAAGAUGAGACAUUGACGAACGACCAGUUAGUUGUUUCUCAAGAAAGGGAGAGUUCCUUGAAAAGGUUUUCAUCCUUACCCCCAGUCAAUCACACACGAGAAGAAGGUCAAAUGCCAUUAUCAAGAUCUUCCACAGGUUUAAUCCGUAAGUGGGGUUCUGCUAUUUCAGAGCAAAGAUGCCAGAUGGGUGAAGAAUUUGAGCACAGGAUAGGAACAAUAGAAAGUUCACUAAGCAGGUUUGGAUUGAUGUUAGAAUCUCUUCAGACGGAUAUAAUGCAAGUCAAUAAAGGAACAAAAGAACUAGCAAUGGAUAUGGAAAGCAUUCGCCAGAAGUUGAUUGCAAAUGAUAACACCUUCCAGAUGAUUAACAAGGGGCAAGAAGACCUGAAAUCUAGCCUUCAUGGAGACUUGAAGUUGAUUUCUGAUCAACUCAAUCAAGAUAGAUGUAACAAAAACUCACAGGAUAUUUCCAUCUUGCUCUCCAGUUUACAAGAAAAGAUUGGAGUGUUCAUAUCAAACUUGCGUAAUGAUCUCUCCAAGUCUUUCACUAACGAAAUGCAGGCAAUUGCAUGCAAGCUUAAAGCACUGGACCAAAAGAAUCCGUCACCCACCGUUCUCCUACCGAAGGCUGUCAGCUAUUGUGCCAAUCCUCUGGGAAAAGCCCCAAAGAUUCGAGUAGUGCCUCCCAAGAUAGAAAUGGGCACCUGGAACUCGGUAAAACGUGAACAUGUUACUCUCACAAAUAGAGAUUACAGCAAGGGACACAAACACAACAAAGUAUCUCAGACUGGACUGGACAGAGAAUGGAGAGUUGUCACUGAAUCUGAUGAAGAUAUUGCUGGAGGUUUCACAUUCUUGUCCGAGGAAAAGGGAACAGAUGUAGGAAUAUAUUCAAUCGAGAAAGCUAAGGAAGAAACUGAACGUAUUCUAAGGAAAGCAAGGAGAAGAAAGAGAAAACAGUGCAAUACUAUAAUUAUAAACUGAAGAUGCCUUGCAGGUAGAACUUGGAUGCACGAAUGCUCAUAUGAAUCGAUACAUUAGAGAACUAGCUUAUCUGUGAAUAGCCACUGAAUAUGGUAGCUUAAAGCUUACAUCAAAGGUUUCCAUCAUUUAAGGUGUUCAUGUAUAUGAUAUAUCAUUCACUUCUUUUCAAGUUUUAUUCUGGU